Messenger RNA from Scutellospora calospora, 363 nucleotides. NCBI's taxonomy places the organism in Eukaryota, Fungi, Glomeromycota, Glomeromycetes, Diversisporales, Gigasporaceae. The record is from the annotation of a GenBank genome assembly.
AUGAAAAAGGAGAAUGAGAGAGAAAUAGAAGUUCAGUAUUGUAGCAUCACCGACUUAGACCAAGAGCCAAAUAAUAGACCUACUGCUAAGGAAGUAAGUGGAAUAGUAGGAGAGUGGUUUUAUGAUAAUGAUGAAAUCAAAUAUCCUACUUACCACUCCCAAGAAACUUGGCAUAGCAAACCUAUAAAUACCAAACAAAUCACUCAAUUAUUACAAGCUUCUAAGGGCAUGGAAUAUGUAAAUAUCCCCACUGAAACAACAGAAAUCUCAGAACUAGGAGAGCAAUUAAAAGAGACCAAUUUAGAGGAAAAAGGAGAAACCUCCCUCCAAGCCCAAAUAGAAAUUCCUCCCAAAAACAACUAA